Oryctolagus cuniculus (rabbit) is the source of this 2885-nucleotide messenger RNA. The record is from RefSeq and is a predicted model, not a curated record. NCBI's taxonomy places the organism in Eukaryota, Metazoa, Chordata, Mammalia, Lagomorpha, Leporidae.
AAAUCCUAAAAAAAAAAAAAAAAAAAGAAAGACACCUUUAUGUAGCAUUGAUAGGAAUUGUAAAAUGGUCCAAUCACUGUGGAAAAUGGUAUAAAGCAUUUAAUGUAGAUUAAAAAGAUAGACAGAUAAACAGAUAUAAUUAUCAUAUGAUCCAGCAAUUUUUAGUUUUUGGCAUAUACACAACGAAAUUUAAAGCUGACUCUAAAGGAGAUAUUUUUAUACUCAUGUUCAUUGCAGUAUUAUUCAUAAUAGCUAAAAUAUGGAAGCACUCAAGUGUUUACUGAAUGACAAAUAAAUAAGCAAAAUGCAUAAAAUACAUAAAACAAAAUAUUAUUCAGUCUUGAAAAUGAAAGAAAUUCUGGAAUAUGCCACAAUAUGACUGAUUCUUCAGGGCAAUAUGCUAACUAUAGGAUUCUACUUAUUUUAGAUAUCUAGAGUAGUCAGAUUCAUAGACAGAGAAUAGACUGUGGUUUUCACAGGCUGGAAGGAGGAGGGGUUGUUUAUCAUUGUUAAAGUAACUGAGGCUGGGUACUGUAUAAAGUGCAUAGUUUAUAUGGCUCAUGAUUCUGGUGGCUGAAUGGUUCAAUGGCAUCCUAGUUUGUUUUCUCUGGCUGCAUAACAAAACGGCAGAGAAACAGAAAGGGAACUAUCCGCAUGUAGUUAUGGCCAAGCACAUGUGGUAUUGUAGCCUGUUUCUAACCACCUGCUCUUGUGAGAACUAACUCACCAUAGGAGACCAAAGGCAGCACUACCAUGACAUAAUCACGAUACGCUAGGGCCACCUCAUUAAAGAUUCCAUUACUUCAUUUCCACAAUGGGGACCAAGUUUCCAACACAUGAAUCUUCAUAGAACUCACUGAAACCAUGUCCAAAGUAUGGCAUGGAGUUAUAUGUUUAAUGGGUAUAUGGUUUCAGUUUUAAAAGAUUGGAAAAAUAUCUGGAAAUGAGUGGUGGUUAUCACUGCAAAUUGUCAUGAGUUUUUUUUGUUUUUGUUUUUUAAUUUUUGCCCUACCUCUCGGACCCACGGCAAACUGAGGUUCCUGAGGAGGGGCCGCGGGAGUGGUCUGCAGGGAUCUUCACCUGUGCCCAGCUUGGCUCCUGGCCCAGGUGUCUUCCAGGGUCAGGAGCCAGUGCUAGGCCAGCCUCUGGUUUGGUCACUACCACUGUGGGCCCUGGGUCCUGGCAAUACCCGCCCAGGGAUGGCCUAGGAACUGGUCAGAUUACCUCUGUGAAAGGUGCCUCUGCUUCAGCAAGAGCAGGUAGGGGUGGCGAGGAAGGGGUCUGGGGAGCCGCCCACGCAGCUCGAGCUCUGGAGAGGUGCUCCUGGACUGAGCUGCACCUGUGGUUGGUGUCAGUGGCGACAGGUGUGUGUCUAGAGCAGCCAAGGGAGAUGUGUCUGGCAGGGUCUAGGCAGGGAGGGGUCACCCAACACGCCCUCUAUGCGGAGAAUGGAAUGGGCGGGUGCGGGGUGGGGCGGUGGUUCCCGGGAUAAAACUGGACCGGCAGGGUAAGGGCAGGCGGCCAGGCCUGGGCCCACAGCCCAACAAAGAACAAAGGAGGGGGUGCAGGGCCUGUCCGUGCUGGCGCCCAGCGCAGGCGCCUUCAUCACUGCGGGGCAGGAAGGCCGGAUCUGGGCUUUCCCCGGAGGCGCCGAGGGGUCCCCCGCGGAGCCCCUCCUAAGGCCCCUCCCUCCGCCGAGGUCCCUCCCCUGGGCUUCCUGAACGGGAGCCAAGUUCCCUCUCAGAUGCCUAGCAAGGGAGUGGCCCCCGGGUCCGCAGGACUUGGGUGUACCAGCCCGCAAGGUCCUCAGCACACUGGCGUCAGGGGGAACCUGCCCCAGCCCAGACCACCCUGCCAGACCGCGCGUCCGGGUCCUAAGAGACCACCUGAAGAAGAUGCAGUUAACAUGUGGAAAAUGAUUGCCUGGAACCCAGUUAGUGCCAUUUUGGAUGAGGAAUGUGUAAGUGGAAAUGGAUUAUACAGAACAGAGAAAGAAGCGAAUUCCCCUGUGAACAACACUGAAAACCAGGUUGAUACCACUAAUGCAACACAAGUGGUAGGCAAAAACAUCUUCGAGGCUAUGACCCAGCUGAGUUUAACUACGCAGAAAACCAUGGGUGCCCAACCCAAUGUUCCACUGAAGCUUUGCCCUCGAAAUCAUUUCCAUAAACUGAAGAAAGAAAGGUUAGAUGAGAUCUAUCUAGCGACGGAGAAGGAAGGUCGAACACACCUGGCCUUCAUCAUCUGCAACAAAGAAUUUAGAUAUCUUCCUAAUCGAGAUGGUUCCGAGACUGACCUUUUGAACAUGAAAGAUCUACUUGAAGACCUUGGAUAUUCUGUGAUUAUGAAGAAUCUCACUUCUCAGGAGAAGAAAACAGAACUAAUGGAGUUUGCUGCCUGGGGAGAACACCAUUCCUCAGACAGCACAUUCCUGGUGUUCAUGUCCCAUGGCAAUGAGAACGGAAUCUGUGGGACGGAGCACAGAGAUCUAGAGCCAGACAUUCUUUGUGAUGACAACAACUUCAAUAUUUUCAAUAACUGUAACUCCAACAGUCUCAGAAACAUAAGGGUCCUCAUCAUGAGAGCCUGCCAAGGCGGUGAGGCUUCAGCUGGACCCCAGGGAGAGGUCCUGAAUGGUUUUCCAUUCAGCAGGCGUCCGGCGCUCACAUUUCCAGGUAUGGAAGAAGGAAGCAACGUGGUAGUACUAUUCUUAAACCUGGUCCAGAGAAAAACUGUAUGCAGUUUAUACCAUUAUAAUAUUUCUUGGAGAACUGGCACACAUGGGUGUCUCUUCAUUUCCCAACUUACAUUCUGCUUCAAAGAGUAUUCUUGGUGUUACCAUUUGGAAGAAAUGUUUCAAAAGGAAAGCAGUAGAAGAUGGCCCA